UACUCUGUUAGUUUCCGAUACCAGAGUUGCAGUGCUAUACAUACUCUAUCACUCGCAGGUCCCGUCAAUAUGAAGAUAGAUACUCAUACUGCCGGGUACGUUAGCAGCAGACAAGUACCCUGGCGGUCAUGGAGUUCGCAAACAUUAGAUUGGAAAUUAAUCCAUAAACUUCCUUACAACUUAAAAACAAGCUACUUAAGCUUGUCUCGUCCUUAUCUGGUAUGUGCAAAAAAGCAUUGGAUGGGUCAGGAACUCAGGAGAACAUAUGCCAUGCCAGUUGGUGUGGAGGAGUCCUCAUCAACACAAUUAGAAGACCUAGAGAAUGCAUCCGAUGAUUCACCAGAGGAUACUCAACCAUUAAGCAGCGAAGAGUUGAAGCUACUACUCGUUGACCCAGGAAGAGACAAGCUCAUUAAAAAACUAAGUGAAGCCAAUCAACAUAAUCGGUUUCUCAAAAGAGAGCUUCAUGCAAAGGAAGAUAUACUGGUUAACUUCAAAAGCGAACUUUUUGUAGUGGAGCAUGAAAUUCAGGCAUUGGUUACACUGGCUGAAGAAAUAGCUCAAUCUGGUAUUCCAGAAGGUUCAAGAAAGAUAAAUGGAAAGUACGUUCAGUCUCACCUCCUUUCACGUUUACAAGCUGUCCAAGAAAAACUGAAGGAACAACUAAAGGAUGUGGAUGCUGCACAAGUUAAGGAGGUUCACUUAUUCUGGUGUGGCAUGGCAGAGAGUGUACAAGUAAUGGGCACCUUUGAUGGUUGGAGCCAGGGGGAGCACUUAUCACCAGAAUAUGAUGGUUACUUUACUAAGUUCACUACGACAUUGUUACUUAGACCUGGAAGGUAUGAGAUCAAAUUUUUGGUGGAUGGAGAAUGGAAAAUGUCACCAGAAUAUCCAACCGUUGGUGAAGGAUUAACCGAAAACAACCUGUUAGUAGUUGAGUGACUAGGCUCAGCACUUCAAUUUAGUCAUUCAAAACUGAGGGGUAAUUUGCACUGCCUGUCACUCAACUUCUUCCUCUCUUCCAUUAUAGUCCAUUUUUCUUGAUUUAUAAUAAAAAAGUUAUAAACUUCAAA
Mercurialis annua (annual mercury) is the source of this 1073-nucleotide messenger RNA. RefSeq names its product protein PTST, chloroplastic. The coding region runs from base 70 to 942 and encodes 290 amino acids. The transcript is spliced from 9 exons. Lineage: Eukaryota; Viridiplantae; Streptophyta; Magnoliopsida; Malpighiales; Euphorbiaceae. The record is from RefSeq and is a predicted model, not a curated record.